AUGGCGGUGAUUGAGAGUUCAAAGCCAACGGUGGAGAUCAACGGUUUGAGAUUCACGUAUCCGGGAAUCGACGGCCAUCCGCCGCCGGGGUCCAAACCUCUGAUUGAGGAUUUCUCUCUUAAUCUCAACGCCGGUUAUCGGUGUCUCCUCGUCGGAUCCAAUGGCGCUGGGAAAACAACGAUAUUGAAGAUUCUUGGAGGGAAGCAUAUGGUGGAACCGCACAUGGUUCGAGUGUUGGGAAGAUCUGCUUUCCACGACACCGUUUUGGCGUCCUCCGGUGAUCUUUGUUAUCUUGGAGGAGAGUGGAGACGUGAUGUUGCUUUUGCAGGAUUUGAGGUUCCAAUUCAAAUGGACAUUUCUGCAGAGAAAAUGAUUUUUGGAGUUGCAGGUAUUGAUACCCAAAGAAGAGCUGAACUAAUUAAGGUAUUAGAUAUUGAUCUCUCGUGGAGGAUGCACAAGGUAUCUGACGGUCAGAGAAGGCGCGUCCAAAUUUGUAUGGGUCUCCUUAAGCCAUUCAAGGUUCUUCUACUUGAUGAGAUCACGGUUGACCUAGAUGUGCUAGCAAGGGCUGACCUUCUGAAUUUUCUUAGAAAGGAAUGUGAAGAGCGAGGUGCCACGAUUAUCUAUGCAACACAUAUAUUUGACGGUCUAGAAAAGUGGCCAUCACAUAUUGUUUAUGUUGCUCAGGGGAAAUUGCAGUUAGCAAUGCCGAUGGAGAAGGUUAAGGAGAGUAGCGAUUUGUCACUAAUGAGAACAGUGGAGAGCUGGUUGAGGAAAGAAAGAAACGAAGAGAGAGAGAAAAGAAAAGAGAGGAAGUUGCUCGGUCUCCCGGAAUUUGAAAACCAGGUUGAGGGGAGCCGUGUGACAGGGGAUCCCGCAAGAGCUGCCGUUCGUGCAAUAAACAAUGGCUGGGCAGCCGGACGGUUGAACUCUACAGUUGCUGGUGAAGAAAACUUUGUCUUCAGCUCAAAUAGAGUUUUAAGGCAAUAAUAAAUAAAACGCAUUUCGAGUUCUCUCAGCUUUCUGAACUUCUACAGCAAUAAGGUCGGAGAUUUUCAUCCCCAAUGUGUUGCCUGCAUAUGUUCUGAAUAUAUUCGUCAUUGUUUGCCCUCCUAAGAAUCGAUGAAAUAACAUUCGGGAGACCGAUCAUGUACAACGGGCUUUGAUUUUUUGUUGUAUUUUUCAUAGUUAAGCCACUGCAACGGGAACGUUCAGGGCGAAAUAGCUAGCAUUGUGCUGUUUGUCCAUUCUUUAUAA
Molecule: messenger RNA, 1257 nt
Organism: Hibiscus syriacus
Lineage: Eukaryota; Viridiplantae; Streptophyta; Magnoliopsida; Malvales; Malvaceae
Product: ABC transporter I family member 20
Exons: 7
Coding region: 1-990 (329 amino acids)
Molecular function (GO): ATP hydrolysis activity; ATP binding
Source: RefSeq, a predicted model, not a curated record